Molecule: messenger RNA, 1302 nt
Organism: Nylanderia fulva
Lineage: Eukaryota; Metazoa; Arthropoda; Insecta; Hymenoptera; Formicidae
Gene: PQBP1
Product: poly-glutamine tract binding protein 1
Molecular function (GO): protein binding
Source: RefSeq, a predicted model, not a curated record
UAAUAUAUAUAUGAUUUAUAUUAUUUCUAUAUUAUUUCAUGGUGCGCAGAAGAAAUAAUAAAGUGCAGCUGCAAGCUGCAAAGAGCAGAUCAAAUAUAUAAACGUACUGUGAACAUAAGAUAAUUCGUGUCGAGCUUAAAAUUAAUACAAUAGCAAACGAUAAAACAUUUUAGAAUAUAUUUCUAAAUAUUUGUGUUUUAUGCUUUUUGUGCUGGUGGCUUCUCGAUCGUUCGAACUUACAGAGCUUCGUAAUGUUUGAUGUUUGAGGUUACAUUGUUUUGUAAACAAAUCAUAUUUAAAGCGUGAAAUAUUCCGCUCGAAUUAUCUUAGAGCUGUUUCUACGUUUUAUACAUUGACAUCUUUUGAUUUGAGAAGGCAUAAAAUGCCUUUGCCAGCUGCCUUGGCUGCUCGUCUUGCAAAAAGGGGAUUGAUUUCUGGCUCUGAAAAACAUGAAUCCGGAAGAAAAGAGACGAAAAAGAAGGUGCAUGAAGAAGUAAUAGCCGAAGAUUAUGACAAUGCAAAAGAAGAAAUUAAUCAAAUUGAUAUAUCACAGAAAUUUAUGGGUUACAGUGGAUGUCCCAAUAAAUAUAACAUUUAUCACGAAUGUACAAAAAAAUGUAAAGAAUUGUGGGGACUAGGACAUGUACAACCUUCAGAUAAGUAUUUAAAACGACAAAUGAAAUUAAUUCAAAAAUAUCCUUUACCCGAGACUUGGAAGGCAGUUUAUGAUCCUGGAUGCGGACAACACUACUAUUGGGAUUGGUCAUCUGAUUUGGUAUCUUGGUUGCCACCUGGUCAUCCAAAGUGUCAGAUAUCACAACCUGCAUCUCAAUUACGUGAAGAAUUACAUUUAAAAGCAGGUGAUCAAGAUGAUAACAUGUCAAGUGAUGAUAGUGUUAGUGACCAAGAACAAAUAGAACGAAUGGAAGUAGAUGAAAUUGACGUAAGGAAAGAUAGGAAGACUGAAAAUCGUACAAGAUAUAAAGGACCAGAUAAUAAAAGAGUUCAAAGAUCUGAUAGAAGUGAUGGUAAAGACAAAAAAGAUCGUACAUUGGAUCCUAUGGAUCCAGCAUCGUAUAGCGACAUUCCCAGAGGAAAAUGGUCAGAUGGAUUGGCUAGGCAUAAUGAGGCCAAGACUGGUGCCGAUACAACCGCAUCAGGGCCUCUUUAUCAAAUGAGGCCAUAUCCCAGUCCAGGCGCUGUGUUGCGUUCAAAUAGAACUAAUAAAACAGAAUCAGACUCAAACAAACCCAAAGUCGCGUUUCCCGAGAAACCGGAAUAAAUACAUAACUAUGACUCUUA